CCCGAGUUUUAAUACUUAUUACUUUCGCAAAACCACAGUAUCGUCAAUAUGGUAAGGUGGAGAGAUGGCUUGAAGAGCUGUGGAGUUGGAUGGUGGAGUUCAAGAAUGCAAUCUGUGGAAUUGCUUUGGAGGCUGGUCCUAUCUCAACAAAGUUGCUUGCGAUAAAGUUUUUGGAAAUGAAUGUUCUACAUUUCACGUCUGACGCCAAUGAUGAUGAGACAUCCUCUAAUGAAGUGAAGGGUCAAAAUUUGAAUAUCACAUGGGUGGUUGGAGGUCAACCAAUGUUGGAUCCAGGCUUUCUCACUUUGGAAGCAAACAGGAGUCUUGGAUAUUUACUGGAUAUGUUGCGGUCAGCAAAGACACUCCCUGGUUGUGUGACAAUUACCGUUAUCAGUUGGUGAGCCCACCUUCAUCCUUUGCAUGUUUAUU
Papaver somniferum (opium poppy) is the source of this 429-nucleotide messenger RNA. RefSeq lists its product as uncharacterized. The record is from RefSeq and is a predicted model, not a curated record. The annotation marks the transcript as partial. NCBI's taxonomy places the organism in Eukaryota, Viridiplantae, Streptophyta, Magnoliopsida, Ranunculales, Papaveraceae. The transcript is spliced from 3 exons.